CAUACAUAAUUUACGGAAAAGUAAGUAAACUUUUGUUUUGGCGGGCGCGGCCAUGUUUGACAGAACAGCUGUUAGGGCUUGCGUGCUCUUGGUUGUUUUUAUUACAAUACAAUGACAAAAAUGUUUCCUAGCAUAGUUUUUCAGUGUAAAUAGUGUUUACUCUGUGAGAAAUAGUGCUGAGAAUACGUGCGAUGUUAAGAAUUGCAUUUGGAAUGAGUUAACGGCAGUCUAGAGUCAUGGCUUGUGGAGUGCAGAAUUACGACGAUAAUCCCGUUCUCACGGAAGACGAAGAGUUUCAAGCGAAAUGGAGCAAGUUCUCGGACUGGUUGCACUGUAUUUGUGUGGUUACAUUCGACCUGGAGCUGGGACAGGCGAUGGAGAGUGUGUAUCCACCAGGAGUUAAGUUGUCAGACCAAGAGAAGUGUAAUAUCUGUUAUCUAGCAUUCCCAGACUCUAAUUCGGGAUGCAUGGGGGACACGCAGUUCCACGUGCGGCUGCGGUCACGUACUCCGUUAUCGAAUCAACAACUUAUUUACAACGAAGACGCUGUUUCAACACUACGAGCGGACUCCACGCACUACUGGGGCUUCGUAUACUUCCGUCAGGUCAAGGACCCGUCUCUCCCUCGAGGCUAUUUCCAGAAAAGUAUAAUCUUACUUACAAGGCUUCCAUUUAUUAACCUUUUCUACAAAGUCAUUCAGUUGAUAGCACCAAAGCACUUUGAAGAAGGAGAGAGCAGCCUAGAAGCUGCUUGUCACGAUAUAAACAGAUGGCCAAGGUUAGAUGCUGGCCAGAAUGUGUUGUUGCCAGUCUUAGGCUCGGUGUUCCAGUCGUAUAUCCCUAACCAUCAGACUGGCAAGAUUACCCGUUCAGAUAUUGCUAAACAUGUACACUCCCCUAAUGUACCACAUAUAUUGGCAUCACUGCAGGAUGUUAAUGUGUUUGAUGCAUUGUCCAGUUUGAUAUCGCAUUUACAUUUGUUAUGGGAACUAGUUUUGACAGCAGAACCCAUUGUUGUGAUGGCCAGCUCACCAACAGAAUGUUCUGCUUUAGUUCAAGCUCUGACGUAUUUGAUACAGCCACUUCCAUACUCUGCUGAAUAUAGACCAUAUUUCACAAUACAUGAUAGUGAGUUCAAAGAGUUCACUAGAAAGCAAUACAACCCACCUUGUGUAAUUCUUGGUGUGACUAAUCCAUUUUUCACAAAAACAUUACAACAUUGGCCACAUACAAUCAAACUGGGUGAUUCAGCUUCAAUUAAAACCAAACUAAGAAAAGUUGGCAAUUUAAAAUUGUUAGACACAGCGCCUGGAGUCUAUACUCAGUAUAAGCCAUUUUUAGAAAAGGACAAAACAAUUAUUAAGAAAUUACACAAUGGAAUAAGAACAGAGCGUCCCUCUGAAGUUCAGACAGCAAUGGUUAAACGUCAUUUGCUGGAGUUGACUCAAAGUUUCAUGAUCCCCUUGGAGAGGUAUAUGGCAUCGUUGAUGCCGUUACAAAAGAACAUUUCGCCGUUCCGUGCGCCUCCUGUGCCAAAUCCAUUUAACCCUGAAGACUUCUUUGCAACUCUUCAACAGUCAGGGCCCCAACUUACUACUGGAAUCAAGGGCGACUGGAUAGGGUUGUACAGGAACUUCUUCAGGACACCAAACUUCAGUGCAUGGUUUCAUCAAAGACAUAGCAAUUUAACGAACAAACUUCAUGCAUUACAACUUGAAGCUUUAGCUGAAAGUGAUUUAAAGAAAUGGUCCAUUGGAAAGAAAGAAGUUGAGAUAGUUGAUAUGGUGCUCAAGCUCCGCGAAGUGCUAAAGAGCAAUCCUCCUGUAGCUGAUAAUACUAGGACUUUGUUAGCUAGACGUUUGGAAGAUCUGAAUUGUGUGUUGCCAGAAGACAUGAAGUUGAUAUUAAACGCAGCCUCGUGACGAACGCACUGCUGCGCCUCAAGGGGUUGCAGCGAUGACUGCAAAAUUCAAGUUAGAUAUAAUUGUAGAUCUAUUGCAUGUGUCUAGAAUAAAUGGCCAAAUUAAAGUUGAGUUAAGUAGGCAAUGCCAAUAUCAUUCAUCAUGUUUGAAGUACUGAUACAUUUUCUGUACUACUACGCAAAGAUCAUUCCUUUUAAAUUUGGUGUAUAAAAAUCUGUUUGUACUGAUAAGAUAACUUACGUUAAUGUUUAUUGUUUCUGCCUAAAUAUAAUAACUUUUUUAGAGGGAAUGACUGCUGCUGCAAAGAAUAAUUAAUACUCCUUGAU
Ostrinia furnacalis (Asian corn borer) is the source of this 2248-nucleotide messenger RNA. Its product is annotated as protein DENND6A. The transcript has a single exon. NCBI's taxonomy places the organism in Eukaryota, Metazoa, Arthropoda, Insecta, Lepidoptera, Crambidae. Gene Ontology annotation, molecular function: guanyl-nucleotide exchange factor activity. The record is from RefSeq and is a predicted model, not a curated record. Gene Ontology annotation, cellular component: recycling endosome. Bases 237 to 1922 code for a protein of 561 amino acids.